Molecule: messenger RNA, 880 nt
Organism: Rana temporaria (common frog)
Lineage: Eukaryota; Metazoa; Chordata; Amphibia; Anura; Ranidae
Exons: 10
Coding region: 16-702 (228 amino acids)
Source: RefSeq, a predicted model, not a curated record
ACAAGUGCUGACAGAAUGUCACCUGAUGAUAUAACUACUUCUUCCCAAUAUAAUAAUAAUAAUGUUAAUUAUAACAAAUGCCAUAUAAAUACCAUCUAUAUUAAUAUUGGUUCAUCAGAUCUUUUGGCAAUCCCUAUGUAUUCCUCAAGAACCCCAAAACCCAAAACAGCAGUUGUCAUUCUAUUAGUUGUUCUAAGCUGUUGCUUUGAUGUUCCUGCUGCUUCUAAAACUCAUGGAAAACGUCCUCGCCCUGCUCAAAGUCCCAUUUCAUCUGACUGCAUAGUAAACUUACUUAAGAGUUCUCUCCCUGACACUCUUAUGAGACUCCAGGAAAUGUUGUGCUUGUUUUCGGAAGCUGAGAAAACGAAAAAUGCAGAUUUGUAUCGCGAGUUCCUCACUGCACUCCACCAACUUCUGAAAGAUGCCGGAUGUACUGUGGAUCAACUUCUGAAGUUAGAAGACGUCUUGAAAAACGUUGGUGACCAACUUGGAGUAGUGUGUCGUAAAAUUGUUGAGCAAGUUCUAGGCUGUGUGGAGGACCUUGGAUUAUCCAAAACUCUGUUUAAUGUCCUAUGCCAACUGGCAGGUGACCUUCUCAUAAAGCUGAGUGAUGCCCUGAAAGGACUGGAUCUGAAAAUUGUCACAGGCUUAACAAGUCAGAUUAAUAUUGGGGGCAAAGUCAAAAUUGUUGGCAUUCUUUAAGGAAACAAAUUCAAUUUGGAUGUCCAAAAUUGGAGGUUGUUUAAAAAAACAAGACUUAUUGGAAGUGGUCUUUCUUUUGCUGCAUGCUGGCAUAUAUCUAUUAUUCUCUAACUAUUGACAUUUGAUUAUGUACUUAGUUCACUUUCUAUCUAAUAAAAGACAUGCUCAUUAAAAAGUA